Messenger RNA from Nomascus leucogenys (northern white-cheeked gibbon), 1404 nucleotides. RefSeq names its product vitelline membrane outer layer 1 homolog (gene VMO1). NCBI's taxonomy places the organism in Eukaryota, Metazoa, Chordata, Mammalia, Primates, Hylobatidae. The record is from RefSeq and is a predicted model, not a curated record.
CUUUGACUGAAAAAUAAAAUAAAAUAAAAAAGAAUUAUUUUUGUUUGUGUAUAUCUUCUUCUAAGGUAGGGAGGAGUGUCCCGGAUUCUCAAGGUGUUAGUGCCCUGAUCGCUCAGAAGACCUCUCAGAGGAGGAGGAGACUUCUGAGCUGACAGUUUUCUCAGUUUCUCCAGUUCGAGGAUUCUUGUCCUAUCCUCAGUCUGAUGUCCCCUCACAUCCUGGAGGUCUCUGGGUUGCUCUUGCCCCAUCCUGUCACUGGUGGGACUCCCGGGAGGUCACUUCCAUCCCUUGCCCUGGUCUCCGCUCUGUCUCUGCUCUCACUGCUGGAAUGUUUCCCAGCUUGCUUGGCUAUAAACCUAAGGCAAGUUGCUUGCCAUUUUUGAGCCAGUUCCCUCAUCUACAAAAUAGGAAGGAUAAUUCUCACCUCCUAAAAAUUGUUGUGAGGGUUAAAUAAAAUACUGCAAAGCGCUAACCAUAAUUCGUAGCCUAUAGUAAAUAUUCAGUAGGUGAUGGUUAUUUUAAUUCGCCCUCUCUCACUGCCCCUCCUCCCCUAGCUCUGGGAGCCUCUGCCUCCGGGAGCAGGAAAUAGGGUUCUGGGAGUGGAUUAGUUUUGGGUUUCACUUAAUCUGGGAGGCCCUUCCGCAAUCGGAGCCCUCACAGGGGCCAAACUGAUAUAAAUCUGCUUAGGAGGCCUGAUUCACAGACGCUGCAGGAUGGAGCGGGGCGCAGGAGCCAAGCUGCUGCAGCUGCUGCUGCUUCUGCGGGCGACUCGUUUCACAUGUGCACAGGCAGAUGGCCGGAACGGCUACUCGGCGGUCAUCGAAGUGACCAACGGGGGUCCCUGGGGCGACUGGGCCUGGCCCGAGAUGUGUCCUGACGGGUUCUUCGCCAGCGGGUUCUCGCUCAAGGUGGAGCCUCCCCAAGGCAUUCCUGGCGACGACACUGCACUGAAUGGGAUCAGGCUGCACUGCGCGCGCGGGAACGUCCCAGGCAAUACGCACGUGGUAGAGUCCCAGUCUGGAAGCUGGGGCGAAUGGAGUGAGCCGCUGUGGUGUCGCGGCGGCGCCUACCUAGUGGCUUUCUCGCUUCGCGUGGAGGCACCCACGACCCCCGGUGACAACACAGCAGCGAACAACAUGCGCUUCCGCUGUUCAGACGGCGAGGAACUGCAGGGGCCUGGGCUGAGCUGGGGAGACUUUGGAGACUGGAGUGACCGUUGCCCCAAGGGCGCGUGCGGCCUGCAGACCAAGAUCCAGGGACCUAGAGGCCUCGGCGAUGACACUGCGCUGAACGACGCGCGCUUAUUCUGCUGCCGCAGUUGAAAGGCGCCGCCGCCGCCGCUCUCUCCCGGGCCAGGAGCCUAGUCCCACCUCUUGCUAUUAAAGCUUCUCUGAGUUGACUUUG